Ilyonectria robusta is the source of this 3306-nucleotide messenger RNA. RefSeq names its product Sodium/calcium exchanger protein-domain-containing protein. NCBI's taxonomy places the organism in Eukaryota, Fungi, Ascomycota, Sordariomycetes, Hypocreales, Nectriaceae. Gene Ontology annotation, cellular component: membrane; endomembrane system. The record is from RefSeq and is a predicted model, not a curated record. Gene Ontology annotation, molecular function: calcium:proton antiporter activity. Bases 1 to 3306 code for a protein of 1101 amino acids. Gene Ontology annotation, biological process: intracellular calcium ion homeostasis; calcium ion transmembrane transport. The transcript is spliced from 3 exons.
AUGGAUUCAUCAAGGCGAGAAAGCUCGGCGACGGCGCGCAAUACCAGUGAUCCCUCCAGCGCGACUUCGCCCACAGAUACCAGGAAUCCUGUCAACCGACCCGAGUCCGCUGCGCAAACCGAUGACGACGGCCUCUCCGAAAGCUUCCAGUCCACUGAUACCGUGCGACGAAGGCCCGAAGGAAACUACGGCUCCAUUGGAGGCCCCGCGACCUCUGGCCAGCCCUCCUCCGAUUCUCCCCACGAACGCUCCCAAGGUCGAACUUCACAAUCUUCUCGCGCCCCAAAAGGCCCUGAACGAGUUCGAUCGGUGACCCGACUGCGAAAACCUGGUCUGCCCCGCCGUCCCUCGUCCACAACGCCUCACCGUGGCAGUGUGUUCUCCGCAGACGACGAGCCCCACGAGGUAGAACAAGAUGCUUCCGAGCGCCAUCAAUACGGGACCCGCCGCCGCCCUCCGCUCACUACCCAGCUAUCCCGCGUGCAUUCGCGUCACGAAGAAGAAGACGAUAUCGAAGAGGACACCGAAGACACCGAAGAGGCUAGCAUUGACGAAACCGACCAUGUCGAAGACGAAGAGCUUCCCCUUGAAGAUCAUGUCGACUGCGACUCCGAUGGCGAGGUCAGCGAUGCCGAAAGCUUCACGCUUAAAGAUCGACAACAGGCCAUCAACCAAACGCAUCCCUUUGGUAUUCGUGUUUGGAAGCCCGCAUUGUACAAGAAGGACCGUUCUAUCCAAAAGUUUGCCCAAGCAGAUAUCCACUCGGCCCCCGGUGGGAGAGUGAGCAACUGGUUGCUUGUCUUCAACCUAGUCUGGACCAUCCUCUUCGGUUGGUGGAUGGCGUCGCUCGCCGCACUCGGCGCAAUCACUUGUCUGCUCUUCUCUGCUGCUCCCAGUGGAAAAGAGUACGGAACUGUCCUCUGGGGUCUGGCCAGUUACCUGUUUUACCCCUUUGGCAAGUUUGUGCGCCUCGAGAAGGACGAGGCCUACCUGGAUGAGGACCAAGAUGAAGGCAGAAGCAUCUCCGAAUACGAGCAAUGGCAGAGCGGAGACCUCGAGUACGGCAGGCUCUUCUUUGGCCCCGACCGCAACCGCUCCAUCGUUGGUCGGUCAAGGAGGAGCCUUGAUUCAGAGCCCAGCGAGACGGAGAGCCUCCUUGGCCGCGGCAGACGUGGGGAAACUGGCGAACUUCCUCCCAGACUCAAGCGACGUUUAUUUGGACGCGGACAGUGGAACAUUGGCCGAAUUAUCUUCUUCGUCUUCUUCUACUUCCUGAUCUCGCCCUCCCUCAUCCUCGUCUCUGGUAUCUGCUGGUUCCUCGUCUUCUGGAUCCCCAUGGGCAAGACCACCUUCCUCCUCUUUGAGCACCUUAGACGGCACCCUCUGGCCUUGUCAUUCGAGUCCGACAUUAGGUACGCUCGCAUGGAAGAUGCUCCAAGCUCAUCCAUUCUCCUGUGCACCUACCGUGCCGUGGGCUCCAAGUACUGGAAGUACACUGUCGAUGGAACCAACAUUUUCCUCAUCAACCUCAUGACUGUGGUCGUCUUUGUCAUCUUCGACUGGAUUGUUCUUGAUGGCAUGCUGCACAUGGAAAACUACAUCACCUCUCCAUCCUUCCUUUUCAUGGCUGGCCUGCUGUCCAUCAUUCCUCUGGCCUACUUCAUCGGACAGGCUGUUGCGUCCAUCUCUGCCCAGUCAUCCAUGGGCGUUGGUGCUGCGAUCAAUGCCUUUUUCGCCACGGUUGUAGAAGUCUUCCUCUACUGCGUUGCCUUGACACAGGGCAAGGGACGGCUCGUUGAAGGAAGUAUUGUCGGCAGCAUCUUUGCGGGUAUUCUGUUCUUGCCGGGCAUCUCCAUGUGCUUCGGUGCUCUCAAGCGAAAGACGCAACGCUUCAACGCCAGAUCCGCCGGCGUCACGUCUACCAUGCUGCUCUUUGCCGUCGUCGGUGCUUUCGGCCCAACCCUGUUUUACCAGAUCUAUGGCACUCACGAACUCAACUGCCUGGAUUGCGAAGAUUUUGGACUUGAUCAGAGUGGCCGCGAUUGCCGUCGUUGCUACUUCUCCCAGUCUCCUAACCUUGCGGAUCGGUUCUACCUGGAAGCCGUACGCCCAUACUGUUAUAUGGCCGCGACUCUGCUGUUCGUGUCCUAUAUGAUCGGUCUCUGGUUCACCCUUCGAACUCAUGCUGCUGUGAUUUGGAACGCGGAGAUUGACGAGAAGCGACACGAAGAUCACAUGCAUGCCUCUAGUAUUCGUCCUGUGCAGGCCCACGGCGCUCCUACAGCAGAGACAUCCGGAUCCGAUGUUCGCGAUUCUCACCUCUACAAGCGCAUUCUGAAGCAAGUCGGUCAAAACGAAGAGUCCCGCCAGAGUGCAACCGUUACGCAUGCCACGGCGCCUCACAACGGGGGUCCGACUACCCCCCAUGUUGUCCCUCCCAGGUCGAGCGGUGGCGAGUCUGCCCGCUCAGGUCUUCAUCUUGGCGGACUGAGUGAUGCUGACAACAAGCUCUUGGCUCGAGAGGUGGCUGAGAUUACUGCAACUGCCGUUGCCAUUGCUUCUCGGGACCGUCAUUCCCGUCGCCCGUCCGCCAUCCCUGCCACCCCUCGACCUCAGCAUCCCACGCGCCAACCUGCCUAUGAAGCUGAACCGACAGAUGCCCCGGCGACUGAGGCACAUGCUCAUGGUGGUCAUGAUGCGCCCAACUGGAGCCGAGCCAAGAGUUCCGUCAUCCUGCUCGGCGCGACCCUCCUGUAUGCCAUUAUUGCUGAGAUCCUAGUCGACACCGUGGACGUUGUCUUGGAGAAUUUCGCUAUUGAUCAAAAGUUCCUGGGUGUUACUCUGUUCGCCCUGGUCCCCAACACUACCGAGUUUUUGAACGCCAUCUCUUUCGCCAUGAACGGAAACAUUGCGCUGUCCAUGGAAAUUGGUUCAGCCUACGCUCUGCAGGUGUGCCUCCUUCAAAUCCCCGCGCUGGUCUUUUACUCAGCGUUCUGGCCUGGUGUUCCCACUGGAGCUGAACCCACAAACUACACGUUCUCGCUUCUCUUCCCUCAAUGGGAUAUGGUUACUGUCAUCCUGUGCGUCUUCUUGCUUAGCUACAUGUACGGCGAAGGAAAGAGCAACUACUUCAAGGGCAGCAUUUUGAUGUUGACUUACCUGGUGGUUGUCAUUGGUUACUACUACAGCGGAUACACCACGGACGCGAUGGGAAUCGAGCGAUUUGACAUCAUGGGCGAUGACGGCAAGUACCAGAGCUUCAAGACGAUCGGCAGAUCGACCAGGGGACCGGCGUUUCAAUCGUGA